CAGCAGCACCAGCACCUCCAGCAGCACCAGCGCCUCCAGCAGCACCAGCAACCUCCAGCUGAGCCGCAAACCUCUACAACAGAGAUGGAUUACGGCCACCAUUACGCCCACUUCAACGCCUCCGAAUACGACUACGACUACAACUACACCUCCUGGAACGGGAGCAACGGCUCGAUCCCGGCGGACUUCGACUCGUCGUCGGACUGGUGCGAGGCGGACGAGCGGCAGGAGCGAAUCAUCCGCAUGUUCCAGACCGCCGUCUUCUGCGUCAUCUUCCCGCUGGGCGUGGCGGGGAACUGCCUGGUGAUCGCCACCUUCGCGCUGUACCGCCGGCUGCGGCUGCGCUCCACCACCGACGUCUUCCUGUUCCACCUGGCGCUGGCCGACCUGCUGCUGCUGCUCACGCUGCCGCUGCAGGCCGUCGACACCCACCUGGGCUGGGUCUUCCCCGCCGCGCUGUGCAAGGCGCUGCGGGCGUGCUACGCCGUCAACACGUACAGCGGGCUGCUGCUGCUGGCGUGCGUCAGCGUGGACCGCUACAUGGUGGUGGCGCGGGCGCAGGACAUGCUGCGGCUGCGCGGCCGCAUCCUGACGGGCGGCAAGGUGGCGGCCGUGGCCGUGUGGCUGGCGGCGGCGCUCCUCAGCCUGCCCGAGAUCCUGUACUCCGGCGUGUCCGGCAGCGGCAGCGACGCCUACUGCGGCAUGCAGGCCGGCUGGCGGGUCAAGAUGGCCGCCUACGGCGCCGUCAUCGCCGUCUUCUGCCUGUCCCUGGCGGUGAUGGUGGGGUGCUACGGCGCCAUCGCGCGCGUGCUGUGCGCCGGCCACGCCCGGCGGCGGGGCAAGCAGUGGCACCGCCAGCGCACGCUGAAGCUGAUGGUGGCGCUGGUGCUGCUCUUCCUGCUCUUCCAGCUGCCCUACACCGCCGUGCUGUCCCGCAAGAUGGCGGGCCAGUUCUGCGGCCUGCUGCCGGAGUACGUCACGUGCACGCUGGCGUUCACGCGCUGCUGCCUCAACCCGGUGCUCUACGCGCUGGUGGGCGUGCGCUUCCGGCGGGACGUGCUGCGGCUGCUGCACGACUCGGGCUGCGCCCGCGGCCUCCGGCUGGCGGCGCCGUCGCUCGGCUCCACCUCCACCUCGCCCACCUCCCUCCCCCCGACGUCCCCCGCCAGCGACGCGCCGUCCACCGCCAAGUUCCACUUCCCGACCGUCAAAAGAACCGACUGA
This is a messenger RNA of Salarias fasciatus (jewelled blenny), 1224 nucleotides long. It is a transcript of the gene ccr10, whose product is annotated as chemokine (C-C motif) receptor 10. Gene Ontology annotation, cellular component: membrane; external side of plasma membrane. Gene Ontology annotation, biological process: immune response; calcium-mediated signaling; positive regulation of cytosolic calcium ion concentration. The record is from RefSeq and is a predicted model, not a curated record. The coding region runs from base 85 to 1224 and encodes 379 amino acids. Gene Ontology annotation, molecular function: C-C chemokine binding; C-C chemokine receptor activity. NCBI's taxonomy places the organism in Eukaryota, Metazoa, Chordata, Actinopteri, Blenniiformes, Blenniidae. The transcript is spliced from 2 exons.